Molecule: messenger RNA, 1398 nt
Organism: Solanum pennellii
Lineage: Eukaryota; Viridiplantae; Streptophyta; Magnoliopsida; Solanales; Solanaceae
Exons: 2
Coding region: 1-1398 (465 amino acids)
Molecular function (GO): nucleic acid binding; zinc ion binding
Source: RefSeq, a predicted model, not a curated record
AUGGGGAUGUGCAAGAUCGUGUCGAGGGGGAUGGGCCAGCUCAGGCUCCACCCAGUACUAUUGUCCCCCCCAGUGCUUCAAGAUACCUUGGCUCGUAUGUUAGGAAUCCUAGAGGGGAUGUCCCAGGCAGGAGCUUUGCCUGUCACUUCUGAUGGCUCACAGACCCGUUUUGGAGGUCAAACUCCAGACCCGAUAGUUGCUCCAGAUUCUCAGACUCCCAGGACUCAGCCAGCUGCCGCUGUAGCUCCUCGUUUGGAUAGUAUGGAGUUUCCAGAUAUGACAUCACAUUUGGUGAACAGGCCUUCUAUGACUAUUGAUGAGCAAAAGAUGUUUGGGAGGUUCAGACUAAUGAAUCCUCCUACUUAUACUGGUGACUUAGCUGAGGAUGCAUAUGAAUUUAUAGUUAGUUGUCAUGCGAGGUUGCAUAAUCUUGGAUUAGUGGAGUCUCAUGGAGUUUACUACACAGCGUUUCAGAUGACUGGCUCUGCUAAUGAAAGGGAGCGCAAGAGGGCCGAGUUUGAGGGUCUGCAGCAAAAUGGUAUGUCAGUUGAAGAGUAUGAGGGUAAAUUUCAUGCCUUGGCUAGGCAUGCUUCGAUGAUACUUCCCACAGAGGUUGAGAGAGUGAGAAGGUUUGUUAAGGGGCUGAUUAUUCCGAUCCUUCUAGGAGUUUCUCAAGUUGCUGCUUCUGGUGUUCCAUUCCAGAAAGUGGUAGAUGCUGCUAAGGAGUUGGAGAUGAUUCGACGUGAGGGAUUUGAGAAGCGAGAGGGAAAGAGGACUCGUUAUUCAGGUGAUUAUGGUGGUGCUCCGCCUAGGAGUCGGGGUUACUUGGGCAGAGGUUAUCACCCUCAGUCCAGCAGACCCAUUCAUGCUGCUAUACCAGCGUCUGACGCUGGUUACGCUUGGCAUAACUCUUCGAGCUCGGUGCAUACUUCGCAGGGUUCACCUUCUAGACCUGUAGUUCGUGUAGGGCAUUCUUGUCAUUCAGGUUCCUCUCAUCAGCCUGCGUCUCGUAGGGGCUGUUUUGAGUGUGGUGAUAUGGGACACUUUGUGAGAGACUGCCCUAGGACCAGACGUGGUGGCUUACAUCAGGGUUCUCAGGCUUCGACUUCCAGGGCUGCACAACCUCCAGCUAGGGGUGGUGCACGGAAUGGUAGAGGUGGUUCUCAUUCAGGUAGAGGUGGUUCUCCUUCUGGUCGAGGUGGUGGUCGUGGAGGUUCACAAUCUGAUGGAGGUCGUUCUCACUGUUAUGCUUUUCGAGGUAGGCCAGAGGCUGAAGCCUCAGAUGCUGUUAUCACAGGUAUUAUUCCGGUUUGUCAUCGACCAGCUACUGUAUUAUUUGAUCCAGGCUCUAAUUAUUCUUAUGUGUCCACAUAUUUUGCUCCUAGUCUAGAUAUAUAG